UUUGCUCAGAUCUGCAUCAGCUUCUGACAUUAAACCAGUCUCGCUCUACAUAAUUAAGUCCCACAAUAAUCUAAAUAUACAAUGGAACGGGUCUUAAAAUUUCUAACCCGCCGUGGCAAUGUGUUCACAAUUUUGACACUUAUCGGCGUCGCUGUAGGUCUCGGUUUGGGAAUCGGGCUGCGAAAUUCCAACGGGGAAGCAUGGACCAAGCGGGACGCUAUGUACCUUCGUCUCCCGGGUGACCUAUUUCUCCGCUGUUUGAGCGGAAUAAUGCUGCCCCUCAUCAUUUCCUCCCUCGUCUCUGCGACGGGAUCGCUGGAUUUAAGCGUGAGCAAAAAGAUAGGGUCCCGUGCCCUGGUCUAUUAUCUGUCCACGUCGGCCAUUGCGGCAAUUCUGGGCAGUGCCAUGGUGCACUUCAUAAGCCCAGGGACAAGGUCGGAUGAUCAAAAUUCAGAAGAUUGUGGGGGCGAGGGUGGGAGUACAAUUGACACGAUUUUGGACUUGCUCAGGAACGUUUUUCCACCCAACAUUAUUGCAGCUACGCAUCAAAAUACGAGGACGGAAGUCACCCAAAACGCCAGCAUACCAUUUGAGGACCGAGACGUCAACGUGAGAACGGUGGAAGGCACCAACAUGUUGGGAUUAAUAGUGUUCUCCUUAGUGCUUGGGAUAACCCUGGCAGAAUUGAAGGAGGUCGGGGCCCCACUUCUCGCAGUUUUCUCCGCCACAGGAAGUGCCAUGCUUAGGAUUACGACUCUCAUAAUAUGGGCGGGGCCAUUGGCAGUCUGUUUUCUAAUCUCGGGCUCCUUGGUGGAGCAAGGUGAAGUUUCCGAGGUUUUUAGCAAUUUAAGCUGGUACACCGGAGUGAUGGUGGGGGCAUAUUUAUUACAUGGGUUUGUCGUCCUCCCAAUCCUAUUCUUCCUUUUGACACGGACCCUGCCAUUCCAGUUUAUCAGGAACAUCUCUCAAGCAAUUUUCACCGCUUUUGGGACUGCAUCAAGCUCUGCCACGCUUCCAAUUACGCUCAAAUGUUUGGAGGAAAACCACAAGAUGGAUACCAGGCUUACCCGCUUUCUCAUCCCGAUUGGAGCGACGGUCAACAUGGACGGCGCGGCAAUUGGGGUUCCUCUCCGCGUCAUUUAUAUAGCACAAUUAUGUGGACGAUCCCUCAGUUUUGGAGAAUUGGUUUCCAUUACGUUGACCUCUCUCGCCGCUAGUGUUGGAUUGGCCGGAAUUCCUGGGGUCGCUAUGGUGGUUACCAUGACAAUUUUGGGUUCGAUGGGCCUGCCCGUGAGUAAAAUUGCCUUUGUCCUUCCUGUCGAUUGGCUACAAGACAGAGUGGGAACAGUGGUUAAUGUUGUUGGCGACGCAUUUGGAGCAGGAAUUAUUGGACAUUUGAGCAAAGCAGACUUGAAGAAGAUUGAUGAUGAUAACCUGACAUCAACGAUAGUUGAGGAUCAAAAGGAAGUUGAGGAAAAAAGUCCUUCAGCUGAAUUAGUUAAUUAAAUGGACGCAGCCUGCUGAGAUAAAAUAUUUUUAAUAUGUUAUACUUAAGAAUUGGUGCCGAAAAAUCAUUAUAAAUUACUAAUUGAGAAUAAACCUUUAAAUACAUACAUAUAAUCG
Molecule: messenger RNA, 1623 nt
Organism: Folsomia candida
Lineage: Eukaryota; Metazoa; Arthropoda; Collembola; Entomobryomorpha; Isotomidae
Product: excitatory amino acid transporter 1
Exons: 6
Coding region: 82-1506 (474 amino acids)
Biological process (GO): L-glutamate transmembrane transport
Cellular component (GO): plasma membrane
Molecular function (GO): glutamate:sodium symporter activity; neutral L-amino acid transmembrane transporter activity; L-glutamate transmembrane transporter activity
Source: RefSeq, a predicted model, not a curated record